Messenger RNA from Cynara cardunculus var. scolymus (artichoke), 1384 nucleotides. RefSeq names its product protein arginine N-methyltransferase 1.1-like. The transcript is spliced from 9 exons. NCBI's taxonomy places the organism in Eukaryota, Viridiplantae, Streptophyta, Magnoliopsida, Asterales, Asteraceae. The record is from RefSeq and is a predicted model, not a curated record. Gene Ontology annotation, biological process: peptidyl-arginine methylation. The coding region runs from base 100 to 1221 and encodes 373 amino acids. Gene Ontology annotation, molecular function: protein-arginine N-methyltransferase activity. Gene Ontology annotation, cellular component: nucleus.
AUGACGGAUCACUCGUAAACCCUAAAAAUCGCAACUCUCCUCCCUCCAUUUUUUUAUUCUGAUUACUCUAAACCCUGAAAAAGCUCUACUCUACAAGCAAUGCAAAAUUCAACCAUGAAUGAGGCUGGGCCAACCAAGAGUAGAUUCGAAUAUGGAGACGACGAUGAAACAAUUGAAGAAGCAGCCACCGGAAGCUCCAAUCUUGAUGAGGAUUCCUCCAUGUGCGAACCUGGAGACGCGGAUAAGACUAGCGCCGAUUAUUAUUUCGAUUCCUACUCUCAUUUCGGUAUUCAUGAAGAAAUGCUGAAGGAUGUGGUGAGAACUAAGACUUACCAAAAUGUUAUUUAUAAGAACACAUUUUUGUUCAAGGGAAAAGUUGUUCUUGAUGUUGGUGCUGGGACGGGAAUUCUAUCUCUCUUUUGUGCAAAAGCUGGGGCAAAGCAUGUUUAUGCUGUCGAGUGCUCACAGAUGGCUGACAUGGCAAAAGAGAUUGUUAAAGCAAAUGGCUUUUCAGACGUUAUAACUGUUUUGAAGGGAAAGAUUGAAGAAAUUGACCUCCCGGUUCCUCAAGUGGAUAUUAUUAUUUCAGAAUGGAUGGGAUACUUUUUGUUAUAUGAGAACAUGUUAAAUACAGUUUUAUAUGCUCGGGAUAAGUGGCUGGUUGGCAGUGGAAUUGUGCUGCCUGAUAAUGCUUCUCUCUAUUUGACAGCAAUUGAGGAUGCCGAGUACAAAGAGGACAAAAUUGAAUUUUGGAACAACGUGUAUGGCUUUGACAUGAGCUGCAUCAGAAAGCAGUCCAUUAUGGAGCCUCUUGUUGACACAGUUGACCAGAAUCAAAUUGUCACCAAUUGCCAAUUACUCAAGACCAUGGAUAUCUCUAAAAUGACAUCCGGGGAUGCUUCCUUCACAGCACCCUUCAAGCUUGUGGCUGAGCGUGAUGAUUACAUUCACGCUCUAGUUGCAUACUUUGAUGUAUUGUUUAGCGUAUGUCACAAAACGACAGGGUUCUCGACAGGGCCAAGGUCAAGGAACACGCACUGGAAGCAAACGGUGCUAUACCUGGAAGACGUGCUGACUAUAUGUGAAGGGGAAUCCAUUGUUGGAAGCAUGACCGUGGCACAAAACAAGAAGAAUCCUCGAGAUGUCGACAUUACCCUCAAGUACUCGUUAAACGGUCGACGUAGUGUCAUCUCGAAAACCCAACAAUACAAAAUGCGUUGAAUACGCAUCCGAUAUCUCAAAGGCUGUGGGGAUUCCUUAACUGUUAAAGCUCUUUUUUCCUCACUGUUGAAUGUAUAACAUUUUGUAACCUGGAUUGAUUCAUUCUAUUUAUCUCAAACAUUCCUCUAAGGGGAGAGCUUUAUGCAGAAUGCCAAGUUUUUUC